Drosophila sechellia is the source of this 1125-nucleotide messenger RNA. RefSeq names its product cytidine/uridine monophosphate kinase Dak1 (gene Cmpk). NCBI's taxonomy places the organism in Eukaryota, Metazoa, Arthropoda, Insecta, Diptera, Drosophilidae. Gene Ontology annotation, molecular function: ATP binding. The record is from RefSeq and is a predicted model, not a curated record. Bases 65 to 826 code for a protein of 253 amino acids. The transcript has a single exon. Gene Ontology annotation, biological process: 'de novo' pyrimidine nucleobase biosynthetic process; pyrimidine nucleotide biosynthetic process.
GUACUGCAGGCGGCACUCCAUAUACACAGACAACGCAUUCAAUUUGCCUCCAGUUCAGUCGUCAAUGUGGCGGGCUUUGGCACGAACGACGUUAAGAGCAGUAGCCAACUAUUGCGGUUCACCAGGAGUCGGUCUCGCACCAUCAACGCUGACGCAGCAGCAAUUGCGACAUUCCAAGGCCAGCAAAAGGUUCAUCACCACCACCUCCACAGCCCCACAACACAAUAUCGGAAUCAUGAGCGUGGAGAAGCCAAAGGUUGUCUUUGUUUUGGGCGGCCCGGGGGCCGGCAAGGGCACCCAGUGCUCCAGGAUCGUGGAUCGCUUCCAAUUCACCCAUCUCUCGGCCGGCGAUCUCCUGCGCGAGGAGCGGUCGCGGGAGGGCUCCGAAUUCGGUAACCUCAUCGAGGACUACAUUCGCAAUGGCAAAAUUGUGCCCGUCGAGGUCACGUGUUCGCUGCUGGAGAACGCCAUGAAGGCGUCGGGAAAGUCGCGGUUCCUCAUCGACGGCUUCCCCCGCAAUCAGGAUAAUCUGGACGGUUGGAACCGCCAGAUGUCCGAGAAGGUGGACUUCCAGUUUGUCCUCUUCUUCGACUGCGCCGAGGAUGUGUGCGUCAAACGGUGUCUGGGCCGCGGCCAGAGCGGCUCCGGCCGGACGGACGACAACCUGGAGAGCCUGAAGAAGCGCAUCUCGACCUACAACAACGACUCGCUGCCCAUCAUCAAGUUCUUCGAGGGCGCCGGCCAGGUGAAGCGGAUCGAUGCCAGUCCGGAUGCGGAAGAGGUGUUCGGGGAGGUGGAAAAGAUAUUGGUGGCCAGCGGCUUCUAGUUUUCCUGUUCAUAUUCCGGUUAUGUGUGUAGUGCUAUCCUUACCUUUCAUUUGUACCCUCCCAAAAAAUAUAUACGCUUGUAAUAGUAAUGCAUAAGGUACUUUUUCUUCACUCCGAUAAGAUACAAGAUACACAUGAAGUAUAGUAUACCUUAAUAUCAAGUAGAAAUUGGAGCUAGAGGCAAAAGUUAUUCUGGAAUUAUAUGUUAUCUAAAGCAAAUGGAUUGAAAACUAUUUAAAAUUUAGGAACGUUGAAGAGCAAUAAACAAUAAAUGAAAUCACCUGUUCACAUUAUGACA